AUGUUUCUGUGUUUCUGAAAUCUCAUCAACUGUGGGAGGGGUCAUAAAAACCUGUUUUUGUUUGUGAACAAAGUCGAGUUCAGAUUCACAGAAAGACCCGAAAAAAAAGAGGAAAUUAAAACGACAAACAUCAACCAGAGUCGCUCUUCUGUCGACAGGACUGAAGCUCCAACUGAGGAGAGAGAGAGGGAGGAGAGAGAGAGGGAGGAGAGAGAGAGAGAGGAGAGAGAGAGGGAGGAGAGAGAGAGGGAGGAGAGAGAGGGAGGAGAGAGAGAGAGAGGAGAGAGAGAGGGAGGAGAGAGAGAGGGAGGAGAGAGAGAGGAAGGAGAGAGAGGGAGGAGAGAGAGAGGGAGGAGAGAGAGGGAGGAGAGAGAGAGAGAGGAGAGAGAGAGGGAGGAGAGAGAGAGGGAGGAGAGAGAGAGGAAGGAGAGAGUGAGGAAGGAGAGAGAGAGGGAGGAGAGAGAGAGGAAGGAGAGAGAGAGGAAGGAGAGAGUGAGGGAGGAGAGAGUGAGGGAGGAGAGAGAGAGGGAGGAGAGAGAGAGAGAGGAGAGAGAGAGAGAGGAGAGAGAGAGGGAGGAGAGAGUGAGGGAGGAGAGAGAGAGGGAGGAGAGAGAGAGAGAGGAGAGAGAGAGGGAGGAGAGAGAGAGGGAGGAGAGAGUGAGGAAGGAGAGAGAGAGGGAGGAGAGAGAGAGGAAGGAGAGAGAGAGGAAGGAGAGAGUGAGGGAGGAGAGAGUGAGGGAGGAGAGAGAGAUGGAGGAGAGAGAGAGAGAGGAGAGAGAGAGGGAGGAGAGAGAGAGGAAGGAGAGAGUGAGGAAGGAGAGAGAGAGGGAGGAGAGAGAGAGGAAGGAGAGAGAGAGGAAGGAGAGAGUGAGGGAGGAGAGAGUGAGGGAGGAGAGAGAGAGAGAGGAGAGAGUGAGGGAGGAGAGAGAGAGGGAGGAGAGAGAGAGGGAGGAGAGAGUGAGGAAGGAGAGAGAGGAAGGAGAGAGAGAGGGAGGAGAGAGAGAGAGAGAAAGGAGAGAGAGAGGAAGGAGAGAGAGAGGGAGGAGAGAGAGAGGAAGGAGAGAGAGAGGGAGGAGAGAGAGAGGAAGGAGAGAGAGAGGGAGGAGAGAGUGA
This is a messenger RNA of Xyrichtys novacula (pearly razorfish), 1113 nucleotides long. The record is from the annotation of a GenBank genome assembly. Lineage: Eukaryota; Metazoa; Chordata; Actinopteri; Labriformes; Labridae.